Rhipicephalus sanguineus (brown dog tick) is the source of this 2299-nucleotide messenger RNA. RefSeq lists its product as uncharacterized. The coding region runs from base 205 to 1941 and encodes 578 amino acids. The record is from RefSeq and is a predicted model, not a curated record. NCBI's taxonomy places the organism in Eukaryota, Metazoa, Arthropoda, Arachnida, Ixodida, Ixodidae. The transcript has 3 exons.
GCACGCGUCACAACCGCUGCAGCGGCAACACAGCCGGCGUCAACGUCACGAAAAGACCGAAAGAUGGCGAAGAAAACGAGCAGAAGUUACUUUCCGAAUGGCCGGAAGCGAUAAAUGCCGGAGGUUGCACACAGAUUCCGUGGCCACUUCCGAGGCGAGGGAAAAUUAAGGGGGGCGGGACUAGGCAAAGGAUUCGAUUGACGCAUGCUCGGCGCCGGUGGCUACGCUGGCGAAACCCGGAACGGGCGGAAAGUAUUGAGAGGGUCAGGACGUUGUGUCUGGUGGAUAACAGGGCCUGAAGAUCCACAAGCGGUGUCCUCUGCGCAAGCUACAUUUCGACACCUAAGGCAGCGCCCGGAGCCUGUGGCCGCUGCAGCGAAGAACCGAGCGGUCAUCGAAAAGGCGCCCACCGGAACUGGGAAGCGUGUCGUCAUGGAGCGAAACGACGCUGUCAGCAUACGUCCAGCUGACGAGGACGCGACGUCGGUCGAGUGGCUCGACCGGCUCCGGCGAGAAGAGAAGCGCCCGCGGCGGAGCAUGCGGCACUGCUACGCCGCCGUCGCCGCCGGCGGCGCGAAGUACAUCGCUGUCGAAGCAGCCGGGUCUCCCGCUGCGGCCUGCGCUAACAUGCCGGAUGGCUUGGGAGCAUGCCGCGGGGAUUCAUUGGAGGAACGAGUCCUGCAGGAGAAGCAGAAGAUGCGCGCCGCGAGCGGCCGCCGCCCUGAUAUGCUGCUGAGCGGCAUCUUCAGCCCACCGCCGGAGAUUGUCAGCCGGUCGUGCGGAGGGCUCGGCGAGCCGGAGCUUCUGGUCACCUGUCCGGAGUCGCGGAGCGUGCCGUUCACGCUCGUGUUGUCAUCGGCUUAUGCGCUUGCUCUGCACGUGUGCUUCGCGGCUAGUUCGUGGUGGCUGGUGCAGAAGUACGCGGCGUCUGGCGCUAGCAUGGAAGCUAUCGUCACGCUCUUCCUCGCUCAGCUGUCCAGCUUGCCCCUAUUCGUGGUGGGCGUAUGCCGGCUAGUAAGCCGCCAACAGCAGCCUUCUUCGGGAUGCGUGAUCCUGCUCGUUUUUCACGUGCUCGUCGCCGGGCUGUUCAACAUGGUCCCUCUGUUGCAGCUGCUGCUGCGGUUUGUGGACUCUCUGGUGCUCUACAAGACUCGCGGCAAGCAGGACCAGGCUGCUCUGCUCAAGCGCCAGGACGCCAUCACCUUCACCAACGUAAUGUGGGUGGCGACGCUCAGCUGCUUCCCGCAGGCGGUAUUCCAGGCAACGCAGCUCUUCCAGGCGUCCUUGAAUGAACAGGCCUACACCGCUGGCUCGUUCUCGUGGCUGCAGGCCGCCAACCUGACCAGCGCCGUGCUGCUGACCUGUUUGGCCUGCCUCAAGUUCAACAACCGGCACGCGCAAGUCGUCUUCACCUGGCCCUCGCCCCAGUCGCUGCUCCUGGCGGGCGCAGAGAACGUCGCCUGGCUGCCGCUCAUCGGCUCCCGCGUGCUCGCCUUUGCCAUACUCAUUGCCAAGGCGCUCGAGCCGACGCACGUCUUCGCAAUAUUCUUCGCCCUCAGCCUGCACUUCGAGUUCCGCCGCGACCGCGCCUCGCCGACCAACCAACCACGCAGCUUCCUAUUCACGGUGGCUGCGAACGUGGCUCGGGCCACGGUGGGCAUGUUCUUCAAGUUGCGCAACUGGCAGGAGCCGCUGGCCGCCAAGCCUUACAUUGUGCUCAUCAUCAUGCUCAUUGUGCAGAGCUUCGGCUGCAUCUUCCUUCCUUUCUUGCAGCAGUACGGCUUGUCUAUGAACAUGGACGUGUUUCGCGCUUAUUACGGGGCGCCCGUGUUCGUGGCCUGCAUCGCGUUCCACUACGCGUUGCUGGUUGUGGGCGCCGCAGGCAUAGUCGCUUGGUUCAAGCUGGAGCGAGCGAGUUCGUCAGGUUAUGGAGCGCUAUGAGUGCCGUUGCUGUUCUUUCAUUUUUUUUUUUUUUCAGUAGACGUUGACAGCGUUGAUGUCGCCGGCAGACCUAUAGCACCGCGAAAAUUGUGGCUUGUAUAGCAUGCGGCAUAUUCUGGUCGCCCGUAAUGUCUACUUUAUUUGCGUCAAUUAUACGUACGGUGCGAUUUUGCCUAUUUGUUGUCGCAGUAUUCCAAUUACUGUACCAUACUAACUCUCGCAGGUGAGCUUCGUGGAUCUACUAUGAGUAUGAGCUCCUUUGCAGUUAUUUUGUUUACAAUCAGCCAGUCAUGAUGUAACUUAAGUGGCUUAGAGAGUUUGUUUUCCACAUAAUAAAAAUAAUGCACUUUGUUUAAGA